CGCUCUGCCCGCUUUCUGCAAAUCUAACAGUCACUUCGGGCUGGUAGGAAAUUAUAUCAAUCCCAUCCAUUACAUCUCUCUCACCAGUCACCACAACCCCGCCAUCCCAUCUUCUGCCCCGUUUCACUACUCCAUCCCCCACAAUCUACUACUAGAUCAAUAUGGCUACCGCUCAGGCUGAGAAACCAGCCACCAAAACCUUUGCUAAUGAUCCUGAUGAUGUCUCCGACUACGAUUCCGAGGAUGACUAUUCUGACGAUGACACCCAACAAAAGCCUCAACAACAGCAGCAACAACAACAACAACGCCGUCGUCGUCGUCCCCGGCAGCAAGACCCCAACGAUGAAGACGGCACCUACUAUUCCGAUGAGUACUCGGAUGAUUACGAUGACUACGACGACUACGACGAUGAAGAUGAUGACUACUACGACGACGAGGAAGAAGAAGUCCAGGCCAUGGAACGCUACCAGCCCACCACCAUCAGCAGCCGCGACAAUGUGCCGGCACAACCGAUCGCAAACGGCGGUAUGCAAGAAGCGGAAGGUAAAACCGGCGAUGACUGGGAGGAUCAAGACGGAAUGAAAUUGAAAUUGGAAUUGAACUUGGAUAUUGAAGUCGAACUAAAGGCUCAUAUUCAUGGUGACUUGACGUUGUCGUUGCUCGCAUGAUUUCGCCUCUCGCCUCUUGCCUUUUUGCCUCCAGCACCGCUGCAUUUCUAUCAUGUUCAUCCGUCUUUCCUCCGUCGCCGAAUCCCGAGCGUGUUCGGUCGUCGUCGAAUAGAACCAAAUCAAUCUUCCGGCC
Messenger RNA from Aspergillus costaricaensis CBS 115574, 801 nucleotides. RefSeq lists its product as uncharacterized. Bases 162 to 668 code for a protein of 168 amino acids. The transcript is spliced from 2 exons. The record is from RefSeq and is a predicted model, not a curated record. NCBI's taxonomy places the organism in Eukaryota, Fungi, Ascomycota, Eurotiomycetes, Eurotiales, Aspergillaceae.